Messenger RNA from Nannospalax galili (Upper Galilee mountains blind mole rat), 1699 nucleotides. Its product is annotated as dimethylaniline monooxygenase [N-oxide-forming] 5-like. Lineage: Eukaryota; Metazoa; Chordata; Mammalia; Rodentia; Spalacidae. Bases 80 to 1699 code for a protein of 539 amino acids. The transcript has 9 exons. Gene Ontology annotation, molecular function: flavin adenine dinucleotide binding; N,N-dimethylaniline monooxygenase activity; NADP binding. The record is from RefSeq and is a predicted model, not a curated record.
AAAAGAUCAAGGAACAGGGUGGAGCCUGAUUCACCAAGAGCCUUGGACACCAUAUAGAGAUGUUGAGAUCUGAGAGACCAUGAAAGUAAAAAAAAUUGCAGUGAUUGGUGCCGGGGUAAGCGGAUUAGGUGCCAUCAAGAGCUGUUUAGAAGAGGGACUUGAACCCACAUGCUUUGAAAAGAGAAAUGAUAUUGGAGGACUGUGGAACUAUGAGGAUACACCAGAAAGCGGACGUCCUGGAAUGUACAAAUCUUUGACCUCUAACACUUCCAAGGAGAUGACAGCCUUCAGUGACUACCCUAUCCCUGACCAUUACCCCAACUAUAUGCACAACUCCAAAUUGAUGGAGUAUCUCAGGAUGUACACCAGACACUUUGGGCUUCUGAAACACAUCCAGUUCCAGACAAAUGUGUGCAGUGUGAGGAAGCGCCCUGACUUUUCAACCUCUGGCCAGUGGGAUGUUGUAGUAGAAACUGACCGGGUGCAGAAAACCUAUAUCUUUGAUGGGGUCAUGGUCUGCAGUGGGCACUACACUGAAAAGUAUUUGCCUUUACAGGAUUUUGCAGGGAUCGAGAAGUUCCAAGGCAGAUACCUCCACAGCUGGGAGUACAAGCACUCAGAGAGCUUUGUGGGGAAGAGAGUGGUCGUGAUCGGCAUUGGGAAUUCUGGAGCCGAUGUGGCUGGCGAGAUCAGUCGUGUUGCUGAACAGGUUUUCCUUAGCACAAGACGGGGGGCAUGGAUAUGGAACCGGGUUUGGGAUCAUGGAAAUCCUAUGGAUGCUACACUGUUCACUCGUUACAAUAGAGCUGUCCAAAAAUUGUAUCCCACAUUCCUGCUCAACAGACACAUAGAGAAUAAAUUAAAUGCAAGGUUUAACCAUGCCAAUUAUGGACUGCUGCCUGAACAUAGAAUUCUUGACCAUCAAACAGUUCUCAAUGAUGACUUGCCAAAUCACAUCAUUACUGGAAGAGUGCAGAUAAAACCAAACGUGAAGGAGUUCACCCAGGCAUCUGCCAUCUUUGAGGACGGUACUGAGGAGAGCAUAGAUGUUGUAGUCUUUGCCACAGGCUACACCUUGUCAUUUCCUUUCUUGGGAGAUGACUCAACAAUCCUGGACAGCCAGCACUCCUUGUUUAAACUGGUCUUCCCUCCUCGGCUAGAGAAGCCAACGCUAGCUUUCAUUGGCAUCAUCCAGCCAGCGGGAGCCAUCAUCCCCACAUCAGAGCUCCAAAGCCGAUGGGUUGUGCGUGUGUUCACAGGGCUGAAAAGUUUACCCUCACAGAGUGAAAUGAUGGCGGAGAUCAAAAGAAGGAAAAGGAGCAAGGCAAAAGACUCUGUGAAAAGCCCCAAAGAUACACGUCGAGUACAGUAUAUUGACUAUAUGGAUGAAAUCGCUUCUGAGUUAGGGGUCAAACCCAACCUACUCUCUCUGCUCCUCUCGGAUGCAAAGCUGGCCAAGGAGAUCUUCUGGGGGCCCUGCACCUCAUACCAGUACCGUCUACAGGGGCCAGGGAAAUGGCCUGGGGCUCGGGCAGCCAUCCUCACUCAGAGAGAACGAAUCCUCAAACCCCUGAGAACCCGUGGGCUCAAACACCUUGGGGCUUCCUUCUCUCAUCUGUUCUGGGUCAAAAGUAUCUGUGUUGUCUUUUUUCUCCUUGUUUCUGUGUUAGCUACAUACAUGUUGUUAAGCUCACAUUGA